Struthio camelus australis is the source of this 689-nucleotide messenger RNA. The record is from RefSeq and is a predicted model, not a curated record. Lineage: Eukaryota; Metazoa; Chordata; Aves; Struthioniformes; Struthionidae.
ACUAGGAAGUGUAUUUCUCUGCUUUCACAGGGCUAUGUUGUCCGCAUCAGUGGUGGCAAUGACAAACAAGGCUUCCCCAUGAAGCAAGGUGUCCUGACUCACGGACGUGUCCGCCUUCUGCUCAGUAAGGGCCACUCGUGCUACCGCCCCAGAAGAACUGGAGAGCGGAAACGCAAAUCCGUUCGUGGUUGCAUUGUUGAUGCCAACUUGAGUGUUCUGAACUUGGUCAUUGUGAAGAAAGGUGAAAAGGAUAUUCCUGGACUGACAGACACAACUGUGCCUCGUCGUCUUGGUCCCAAGAGAGCCAGCAGAAUCCGCAAGCUGUUCAAUCUCUCUAAGGAAGAUGAUGUCCGCCAGUAUGUUGUGAGGAAACCUCUGAACAAAGAGGGCAAGAAACCCAGGACCAAGGCUCCUAAGAUCCAGCGACUAGUGACUCCUCGAGUUCUGCAACAUAAGCGCAGACGUAUUGCUCUGAAGAAGCAGCGCACUCAGAAGAAUAAGGAGGAAGCAGCAGAAUAUGCCAAGCUCUUGGCCAAGAGAAUGAAGGAGGCCAAGGAAAAACGGCAGGAGCAGAUUGCCAAGAGACGCCGGCUUUCUUCAUUGAGGGCUUCUACAUCUAAAUCUGAGUCGAGUCAGAAGUAAAGAUGUAUAUGAUAAUAAAAAUAAACCCUUUUUGUGGCUAACUUUCA